This is a messenger RNA of Musa acuminata AAA Group (dessert banana), 2342 nucleotides long. Its product is annotated as coronatine-insensitive protein homolog 1b. The transcript is spliced from 4 exons. Gene Ontology annotation, biological process: SCF-dependent proteasomal ubiquitin-dependent protein catabolic process. Gene Ontology annotation, cellular component: SCF ubiquitin ligase complex. Bases 409 to 2175 code for a protein of 588 amino acids. NCBI's taxonomy places the organism in Eukaryota, Viridiplantae, Streptophyta, Magnoliopsida, Zingiberales, Musaceae. The record is from RefSeq and is a predicted model, not a curated record.
UUGUUCCCUUUCGGUGUCUUCUCUGCGCCGUCCGCUUUAUUAUCUCUUGGGGGAAAUGAAACCAUCAAAAACUUAGGGUUGCGGUAGCUCCCAGGAUGCUUUCUCCGCCUCCGCCUCCGCCUCUGCCUCGGACGCUGCUGCCUGUGGGCUGUGGGCGUUGAAAAGUUCUCUCGCCCGCCCUGGUUCUCUCCGUCUUUCUCUUUCGAGGAAAGGAGAAAUCGAGCUGGGAUUCAUGUUCUGGGCUUCAGUUGCAGAGAUCGAGGGAUUCGAUGGGGAUCUGGUGCUGUAGGCCGAUCCCAUUUUGGCAGCCCAUCUGGCUGUAGAAAAGGCACCCCUUCUUUUGUGUUUUGCGUGGUUUUGGUUGUGAGAUUGGGGAGAGAGAGAGAGAAAGAGAGAGAGAGAGAGACGAUGGAACAGCGGAGGUUUGACAGGGCGGUGAGCUUUGGGAUAUCGGAUGCGGCGUUGGAGCGGGUGAUGGCGUACGUCGACGACCCCCGCGACCGGGAGGCCAUCUCGCUGGUGUGCAAGAAGUGGUACCGCAUCGAUGCCCUCUCGCGGAAGCACGUCACCGUCGCCAUCUGCUACUCCACCACCCCCGACCGGCUCCUCCGCAGGUUCCUCAACCUCGAGUCCCUCAAGCUCAAGGGCAAGCCCCGCGCUGCCAUGUUCAACCUGAUCCCCGAGGACUGGGGCGGCUAUGCCGGCCCUUGGAUCCGCGGCCUCGUCCACGCCCUCGACUGCCUCAAGGCCCUUCACUUCCGCCGCAUGAUCGUCUCGGACGAGGACAUUGGCGCCCUCGUUCGGGCCCGGGGCAACGUGCUCAAGUCGCUCAAGCUAGACAAGUGUUCUGGAUUCUCCACGGACGGCCUCUUGCUCAUCGCCCGUUCUUGCAAAAACAUUACGGCAUUAUUCUUGGAAGAAAGCUUAAUUGUCGAGAAUGAUGAUAGAUGGGUUCACGAGCUUGCUGUCAACAAUUCUGUGUUGGAGGCUUUGAAUUUCUACAUGACAGAGCUUAGAGUUACACCACAGGACCUCGAGCUACUUGCUAGGAACUGCAAGUCUUUGGUUUCCCUGAAGAUCAGUGAAUGUGACAUCUCAGAUCUAGUUGGUUUCUUCCGUGCAGCAACGUCACUGGAAGAGUUUGGUGGGGGCUCAUUUAAUGAUCAAGUUGGAGAGGUCAACAAGUACGACGUGAUUAAGUUUCCUCCCAGGCUUUGCUGUGUUGGGCUCAUUUUUAUGGGUACGAAUGAGAUGAACUUAUUAUUUCCAUUUGCUGCUGCGCUGAAGAAGCUCGACUUGCAAUACACGUUUCUCAGCACCGAGGAUCAUCGUCAGCUGAUCGAACGAUGUCCAAAUCUAGAGGUUCUCGAGGUAAGGGAUGUGAUUGGAGAUAGAGGAUUAGAGGUUGUUGCUCAGACGUGCAAGAGACUCCGAAGGCUAAGAAUAGAAAGGGGGGACGAUGAACACGGCCUGGAAGAUGAACAGGGUCGAGUCACACAAGUAGGGCUAUCGGCUCUAGCUCGGGGAUGCCCUGAACUAGAGUACCUGGCAGUAUAUGCCUCUGAUAUAACGAACGCAGCUUUGGAAUCUCUUGGAACUUAUAGCAAAAAUCUUUGUGAUUUCCGGCUUGUCUUGCUCGAUAGAGAAGAAAGGAUCACGGAACUACCCCUCGACAACGGGGUUCAAGCUCUCUUGAUAGGUUGCACCAAGAUUAGGAGGUUUGCCUUCUAUCUGAGGCCAGGAGGUCUAUCUGACGUUGGUCUCGGUUACAUUGGCGAGAAUAGUAGCAAUAUCAGAUGGAUGCUGUUGGGUAAUGUUGGGGACUCCGAUGCUGGAUUAAUGAUGUUUUCAAGAGGUUGCCCUCUUCUGCAGAAGCUGGAGCUUAGGAGCUGUUGUUUCAGCGAGCGUGCCUUGGCUUUGGCCGCUACGCAGCUGCCUUCUUUGAGGUACUUGUGGGUGCAGGGGUAUAGGGCAUCCCCGGGUGGUAGCGACCUUUUGGCAAUGGCCCGUCCAUUCUGGAACAUAGAAUUUAUUCCUCCAAUACAGGUUACAUGUGACACCCGCGGCGUAGAGGCCCAGGCUCAGAUACUUGCUUACUACUCCCUCGUCGGCAGAAGAACAGAUUGCCCGGAGUCUGUAAUCCCUCUAUAUCCAGCAUCAAGUGUACAUAUGUAGGAGGACUCUAUAAUCCUUUUUUGUUUUUCCUCAUUUUUGCUCUUUCUUGAGCUCCGAGCGAUCAACAUGCCUACGAUUAGCUUGUGUCAAUCUAACGAUCCAAGCAGCCUGUACUGUGAUCGGAUGUUUAAGUUGGUUUGGUGAAACGAUUUUAUUAGCCCUCUGCA